AUUAUUUGCGCCUUUUUCACUCUCUCUUCAAUAGCAAGCAAACACUGCAGUGGCCUCGGAGGAGGAGGAGGAGAGAGGGAGUGUGUUUGUCUGUGUGAAUAGCCACCCAGAAUUUCAACACAAACAAACAUGGCAUCAUCAUCAAGAGCCACCGCCACCGCCCACGCCAACGGGCCCACAGCAAACGGCGACCACCACAGGCCCACGGCAAACCACAGCAGCGGCAGCCGGCACCAGCACUACUACCCCCCAACGACGCCGUAUCGGUCCUCGUCCUCGUCGGCUUCGUUCAGAGGCUGCUGCUGCUGCCUCUUCCUGCUCUUCUCCCUCCUGGCGCUCCUGGUCCUGGCCGUCGUCCUCGUCAUAAUCCUGGCCGUGAAACCCAAGAAGCCGCAGUUCGAUCUCCAACAAGUAGGAGUCCAGUACAUGGGCAUCAACUCGCCCAAUCCCACCACCGACCCGAACCCGAACCCGGCCUCCUCCGCCUCUCUCUCCCUCAGCAUUCGCCUGCUCUUCUCCGCCGAGAACCCCAACAAGGUCGGAAUCAAGUACGGCGAGUCCAGGUUCACCGUCAUGUACCGCGGCAUCCCACUGGGCAAGGCCUCCGUCCCCGGCUUCUUCCAGCAGGCCCACAGCGUCAGGCAGGUCGUCGCCACCAUCGCCGUCGAUCGCGCCAAUCUCAUUCAGGCCGACGCCGCCGAUUUAAUCCGCGACGCCUCGCUCAACGACCGGGUCGAGCUCCGGGUCUUGGGUGACGUCGGCGCCAAGAUCCGCGUCUUGAACAUCGAUUCUCCUGGCGUUCAGGUUUCCGUGGAUUGUGCAAUCGUUAUAAGUCCAAGGAAGCAGUCUCUUACUUACAAGCAGUGUGGAUUUGAUGGAUUGAGUGUUUAGCACUCAUUCACCUAACAGUAACAAGUCCUCACUCUCUGGGUUUUUUUUUUCGUUCUUUUAAUUUUGACUCUUCAAAUUGGGAAGAGAAAUGAAAAGGUAAAAAAGCAGGGGGGUAAAAACACAAACAAAUCCCCCGAGUGAAUGGAGAGGUAGUAGUUUUAACAGCAAAGAGGAAAAGGAAGGAGAAGAAGAUUCACAAAUCUGGGAAUUCCAAAAUCCUUACUCCCAACAUUUUGCCCAACUCUUACUUUUAGGUUUGAUAUUGGUUUUGUUUCCUUCCCUAUUUUCUUCAAUUGUUCGUCUUGGAGGGUACUAAAGCUGCUAACUGCGUGUAAAUUGUAAAAACUCGAGCAUUUGUGCAUUCCCACGCCCCAUUGGCCAGAUCUCUUUCCCUUAUUACUA
Messenger RNA from Rosa rugosa (rugosa rose), 1293 nucleotides. RefSeq lists its product as uncharacterized. Bases 130 to 891 code for a protein of 253 amino acids. Gene Ontology annotation, cellular component: plasma membrane. The transcript is spliced from 2 exons. NCBI's taxonomy places the organism in Eukaryota, Viridiplantae, Streptophyta, Magnoliopsida, Rosales, Rosaceae. The record is from RefSeq and is a predicted model, not a curated record.